AAACCAUUGCUAAGCAUUUAGCCUACGUGUGAGUAAUUCACUCUCUCAAUUCCUGCGAGAGGUACAUUGAAUCGUAAGCAAGAAUUUCUCUCCAUUGAUUUAAGCACCUUAACUCCAACUUUCCCAUUUGCAUAGGAACUUGUAAUCAAGGAUCAACAUCCGCUUUCAGUGAAGCUCCACAGUGUGAUAGGAUCAACUCCAGCACCAUGCAACAUCAACCUCACCGUGACUUCCCUACUAAACCCCCUUCUUCCACCGUCUCCCUUGACGCCGAUGGGAAAACCACCGACUUCCGCCCAUUCUCCGCCGCCAAGUCACCGCAAAUGCGCACCUUCCAUCUCUCAUGGCUAAACCUCUUCUCCUGCUUCUUCGCCACCUUCUCCAUACCCCCUCUCAUCCCCGUCAUCCGUGACGACCUCCACCUCACCGCCUCCGAAAUCGGCGCCGCUGGCUCCGCCUCCUUCGCCGGCGCCAUCGUCUCCCGCCUCCUCAUGGGGCCCAUCUGCGACCUCGUGGGCCCGCGCAUCGCCUCCGGGACCCUCUCACUCAUCACCGCCCCGAUCAUCCUAGCAACCUCCCUCGCCUCCACCCCUCAAUCCUUCAUCAUCAUCCGAUUCCUCGUCGGAUUCUCCAUCGCCACCUUCGUCUCCAACCAGUUCUGGACCAGCUCCAUGUUCUCCCCCUCCUGCGUCGGCGCCGCUAACGCCGUCGCCGCCGGGUGGGCCAACAUGGGCUCCGGCGUCACACAGCUCCUCAUGCCCCUCCUCUACUCCCUCAUCAUGUCCCUCUUCCACGUCCCUUCCUCCACCGCGUGGCGAUUAUCCUUCAUCCUCCCGGCGAUUUUCCAAGCCCUCACAGGUAUCUUAGUGUUGGCGUUCGGGCAUGAUCCGGUGCCAUCGCGUAACCGCAAAGUGGGGCCGAAGGAGAGCGUGUUCAGCGUGGUGAUGGGCGGUUUAAGGGACUACAGAGGGUGGAUUCUGGGCUUACUCUACGGAUUUUGUUUCGGUGUAGAGAUGACAACGGACAACAUCAUAGCGGGUUACUUCUACGACAGGUUUGGGGUGAACCUACAAACAGCGGGGACCAUCGCGGCGUGUUUCGGGAUGGCGAAUUUCUUCUCGCGGCCGACGGGAGGGUUGGUUUCCGACGCAAUGGGGAAGAGGUUCGGUGUUCGAGGGAGAUUGUGGGCUCUGUGGGUGGUGCAGACGGUGGCGGGUUUGCUGUGCGUUUUGCUGGGGCGAGUUAACUCGCUGUGGAGCUCGAUCGUAGUGAUGUGUUGUUUCUCAGUGUUUGUUCAAGCUGCUUCUGGCCUCACGUUUGGCGUGGUCCCUUUUGUUUCAAGCAGAUCACUAGGGGUAAUAUCAGGAAUGACAGGGAGUGGUGGGACGAUUGGGGCUGUUGUCACUCAAUUGCUCCUGUUUUCCGGGGACACCAUGUCAAAGCAAACAAGCAUAUCCUUGAUGGGACUGAUGAUGAUAAUUUGUACUCUUCCAGUAACCUUGAUCUACUUCCCUCAAGGGGGAGGCAUGUUUUGUGGUCCUACCUCAAAUGAUGAUCCCCUCGAAGAAAAUUAUACCUUGCUGGAGUAGCAUUAAUGAACAACAGCAUGUAAUUCGUGCAACUCGAUUGUAGUACUCAAGCUUAUAAACCCGCUGUAAAUGGAAAGUACCAACCUAUACCCUGUAUGGCAAAGUAAAGAAGUGAUUAUGAUAUACAAUAGUCAAUCAGUAAUAUUCUAGUAGUAAUGAAUAGAGAGAUUCCUUUAUGAGUUGUUGUAAAAGAUGUCCGUUAGUACCAAAUUUGAAAAUAGUUCUUGAUUGAGAAGAAA
This is a messenger RNA of Lotus japonicus, 1828 nucleotides long. RefSeq names its product high affinity nitrate transporter 2.7. The record is from RefSeq and is a predicted model, not a curated record. Lineage: Eukaryota; Viridiplantae; Streptophyta; Magnoliopsida; Fabales; Fabaceae. Gene Ontology annotation, biological process: transmembrane transport. The transcript is spliced from 3 exons. Bases 207 to 1589 code for a protein of 460 amino acids. Gene Ontology annotation, molecular function: nitrate transmembrane transporter activity.